UGCGUGUUGUGGUAUUUGGCGCGAAAGGGACGAAGUGAAUGUAAACACCAAGAAGUUGCAACUAACUGUGGACAUGUCAUCAGUGUAUCGCCAUGGAUAUUCGUAGCUUUUUUACAAGUGGCAGUGUGAAGAAAACUAAUAAUGCAAGCAACAAAGACAAGCCAGAACCUCCAAAGUUGAAUGUGAAGGGAAAAUUGGAUAAAAGUUCUAAAAGAAAUGGAAAAGACGUGAGCAAGUCCGCAGAGAAAGGAAAAGGGAGUGAUAAAAAGAGUAAAGAAACAAAGGGGCAUGAUCUGAGCAAAGGAAGCAAAGGAAAGGCAAAGAAGGUGAUCGUCUUAGACAGUGACGAUGAGGAUGUAAAUGGAAAUGUGAAAAAACCUGAAAAACAGAAAGAAUCUGAGCAUAGCUCAAAGACAAGAAGGAAGCGUCAGGUGAGCAGUGAGGAGGAAAAAGAGGACACAGUUUCUGGUCACAGGAAAACCGGCAAAAAGGCACACAUUAUUGAAUCAGAUUCAGAUGAAGAACCUAUUCCAAGGAAAACGUCUAAGAGCCAGAAUGACAAAAAAAAGACUGGCAUUAUGUUUAUGGAUGAUUCAGAUGAGGAACCAGCGAAGAAGUCAACCUUGGAUUCCUUUGUGAAGACGCCAAGUCCGCAGAAAGUCAAAUCCAAGACUGAAACCAAAAAGUCUGAGACAAAAACUCCAGUGAAUGUAUCUGACUUCUUUGGGAGCAGUUCUGUACAGCGAUCCGACAGAAAAACUUUGGCCUCCAAACGCAAAAUAGAUGAAGAUGACGAGGCUCAUGACGAUGAUGAUUUUGAGAAAACUCUUGCACAAUUGGACAAUGUCCAAAAGAGCAAAAAGCCGCGGUUAUCAAGUGAGACGUCUCCAAACAAGUGCGCCAGUACCUCAACCAGUAUCUCCACCAGUACCCCAAGUCCAUCUGGAAAAUUGUCGAGCAAGUUGGCAGCUAAAGCAAAAGAACAUAAGGAAUCAUCCAGAGUAAAGGAAGAAAGGAAUAUCCUAGUGCCAGAGACACCGGAACCGAAACAGAUUUCAAAGAAAGCCAGUCCUGUUAUGGUGUCUCCCAAGAAGUUGACUUCACCUCACAAGGAUGCUAGUCCUAAGAAGUUAUCACCAUUUAAGAGUGAGAAAGCUUAUACCCCUAAAGUCUCUCCAGGGAAACCACCGAAUACAAGCCCUCCAAAGUCUGGGAGUACCAAAACAUCCCCAGAUGUACCAGACUUGGCGAGUAGAACAUCUUAUCGGUCGUAUCUAACAAGGGAAGGACCAAGGUCAUUGGGUGCUAAGGAAAUGCCAGAGGGUGCAGAAAACUGCUUGGAAGGUUUAACAUUUGUUUUGACUGGUGUGGCCGAGUCAUUUGACCGUGAUGACCUCAAGCGUAUGGUGGAGAAGUAUGGUGGCAAGGUGACCACCACAGUCAGCAAGAAAACAAACUACCUGGUUGCCGGGAGAGACAGCGGAGAAAGUAAACUCCAGAAGGCCAGGGGCUUUGGUACUGUUAUUUUGGAUGAAGAUGGCCUUCUGGAACUUAUUAGAACAAAACCUGGAAAGAAAUCUAAAUAUGAAAUACAGGCCGAGGAAUCUGCCAUCAAGGAAAAUUCGAAAACACCAACUCGAAAGAGAGGAUCAGUAAGUAAACUUGCCGAGUUUGAAAGAAGGACCUCCACAUCAAGUCCGUCAUCUAGCUCUCCAGUCAAGAAGACAGUUGAUGGAAAAGAUGAGCCUGUGUUGAUGUGGGUCGAUAAGUACAAGCCAGUGGGACUGAAGCAGUUAAUUGGACAACAGGGGGAUAAGAGUAAUGCAAAGAAACUUCUCCACUGGCUCACGAACUGGCACAAAAACGACGCAGCAGGAGUCAAACCUCAGGGAAAGUUUUUUGGGAAGGAUGAUGGUGCUGGGACGAAGGCAGCCUUACUGUCUGGUCCUCCGGGGAUAGGGAAGACUACCACAGCCACUCUUGUGUGUAAGGAAGCUGGCUUCUCCUUUGUUGAGUUAAAUGCGUCUGACACACGUUCAAAGAAAAGUCUACAACAUGAGGUCGCAGAGGCUUUGGGCAAUGAGACACUUUUAGAUUACAUGGGGCCUGGCCGUCCGAAGUCACAUGGAAAGAAGCAUUGUUUGUUGAUGGACGAGGUAGAUGGAAUGGCUGGCAAUGAAGAUCGUGGGGGGUUACAGGAACUGGUGAGUCUCAUCAAGGGAACCAAGAUCCCCGUCAUCUGUAUGUGUAACGACAGAAACCAUCAGAAGAUGAGGACACUCUCAAACUACUGCUUCGACCUUCGCUUUCAGAGACCUCGAGUAGAGCAGAUUAAGGCAGCUAUGAUGUCGAUAGCCUAUAAAGAAGGCUUGAAGAUUCCACCACCUGCACUUAACGAGAUGAUCUUGGCCGCAAAUCAUGACGUGCGUCAGGUCAUACACAACAUGUCCAUGUGGACAGCCGGCAACAAGUCACUAACGUACGACCAGGCGAAGGAAGACUCUAAUCGUGCUCGCAAAGACAUGAAACUGGGACCCUUCGAUGUGUGUCGCAAGGUAUUUGUGGGUGGAGAUGAAACUGCAAACAUGAGUUUGAUUGACAAAUCUGACCUGUUUUUCCACGAUUACAGUUUGAGUCCAUUGUUUGUGCAAGAAAACUACAUAAAUGUUGUGCCGUAUGCUGCAAGAGGAAAUGCAGCAAGACAUCUGUCCCUCUUGGCUCGUACAGCCCACAGCAUCACAGAUGGAGAUCUAGUCGACAAAGCCAUCAGAUCACGUAUGGCAUGGAACCUCCUCCCAACUCAGGCUAUGUAUUCCAGUGUGAUUCCUGGGGAAUUAAUGCGGGGUAGCUUCCCUCAAAUGGUCUCUUUCCCAACGUGGCUCGGACAAAACUCAUCCCGGGGUAAAACAGAGAGGAUUCUUCAGGAAACCCGCACACACAUGAGACUUAGGAUCUCUGGUGACAAGCGUAGUCUCAAUAUGGAUUACCUCCCUUACAUGCGACACUCUCUAACACGUCCCUUGGUGACACGGGAAAAUGAGGGUGUACCAGAGGUUAUACAUCUAAUGGGGGAGUAUGACAUCAUCAAAGAAGAUUUUGAUAAUAUCCUGGAGGUAUCAAAGUGGCCGAACAGUGACGAUCCCUUUAAACAUCUCUCAACCAAGACCAAGUCAGCCUUCACAAGAACAUACAACAAAGAGGUUCACAUGACGCCCUACUCCACUGGGGUCCUCACCAAGAAGAAACGUGGAGGUGGAGGGUCUGUGGCCGGCCCUGAGGAAGGUGAAGAGGAAGGGAAUAUGUCGGAGAGCGAUGAUGAUAAGGAUGACCUGCAGAAGGAUACAAUGAUUAAGCAAGCAAAAAAGAAGCCAGCAGCUGCUAGCAAAGAGAAAUCCAAGGAAACAUCUUCUAAGGGUAAAGGUAAAGGCAAGUCCAGUAAGAAACGUUCCUAGCAGAGGCAGCAUGUUGAAAGGCAUUGUCUAGAAGGGAAUUAGGAAGUCUUCUACUGGAAACUUAAUGGUGGAACGUCCUGCUUGGUGGCCAUGGGGAAAGGCAUUGUCUAGAAGGAAAUUAGGGAGUCUUCUUGAAUCUUCUGGAAACUUAAUGGUGGAACGUCAUGCUGGGUGGCGAUCUUAGAUUCUCUGUAUGGCCCUAAAUUGGGAGUCUCCCAUUUUUCGCGGAAAACCAAGCUGGAAUGAUCCUUCCGGACCUGUAGAAAGGCAUUCUCAAGAAACCCCUGAUUGGGGAGUCUUUAACUGAAAACUUAACGGUGGAACGUCCUACUGUGUUGUCAUGUGGAAAGGCAUUCUCAAUAUAGUCCUGAUUCAUGGAGUCCGACUCUAUUUUACGAAAAAUAAAACUGGAAUGUCAUACUUGGUUGCCAUGUACAAAGGCAUUCUCUGUAUAGCCCUGAAGUGGCGAGAGUUUUAUGGAAACUUCCAGCCAGUAGUCAUGUGGGAAAAAUGAUAUGGAAGGUGCUUGGUUAAAGAAGUUAUUAUAAGAAGUCCUUAGUCAAGGUUCAACUAAUGAGGAAGAAUAAUUGAGGACACUUUAUAGUUUUAUAGUGAGCUAUGAAUGUUAAAACUGGUGAAGAGAUUGUUCUAGUUUUGGAAAAGUGUUGUUUGGUACAUGUGUGUGCUUGCUUAACUGUGGUCAUUGGAAUGCCUGCAUAACUGAGGUCAUGGAUAUACUUGCCUAACUGAGGCCUUUGGUAUUACCUGC
Molecule: messenger RNA, 4221 nt
Organism: Pecten maximus
Lineage: Eukaryota; Metazoa; Mollusca; Bivalvia; Pectinida; Pectinidae
Product: replication factor C subunit 1-like
Exons: 24
Coding region: 93-3452 (1119 amino acids)
Biological process (GO): DNA replication; DNA repair
Cellular component (GO): DNA replication factor C complex; nucleus
Molecular function (GO): DNA binding; ATP binding; DNA clamp loader activity
Source: RefSeq, a predicted model, not a curated record